Molecule: messenger RNA, 888 nt
Organism: Anolis sagrei ordinatus
Lineage: Eukaryota; Metazoa; Chordata; Lepidosauria; Squamata; Anolidae
Source: RefSeq, a predicted model, not a curated record
CCAUCCUCUGAUGACGCGCUGGGCCCCGGCAGCCAAUGAGAGGCGAGGAUUGCAGCAGCAGCCGGAGCAGGAGCAGCAGCAGCGAGAGAGAGAGGAGAGCGAGGGAGGCAUGGCCCUGAGCGGAGAGGGGAACCCCUUCGAGGGAGACCCCGGGAACCCCUUCCAGGACCCUGCUGUCAUCCAGCACAGGCCCACUUCGGAAUAUGCCACUCUGGACGUCUACAAUCCGUUUGACAAACCCGGACCCGCUCCUCCGUAUGAGCCCCCAGCCUCAGCUCCAACGGCUCCUCCCGUGACGCCAGCGCCUGUGUUGCAGCCAGCCAAGAAGCUCAGCCCCACGGAGCCCAGAAACUAUGGCUCUUAUGGCACUCAGGACUCGACAGCGGCCGCCACGGCUGAACUCUUGAAGCGCCAGGAAGAGCUGAACCGCAAAGCAGAGGAGUUGGACAGGAGGGAGCGAGAACUACAGAAUGCCGCUUUGAGUGGUGGAGCAGCCAGACCGAACAAUUGGCCACCUCUGCCAUCCUUCUGUCCGGUGAAACCGUGUUUCUAUCAGGACAUCCCGGUGGAGAUUCCGGUGGAAUCCCAGAAAACAGUCACUACGAUGUACUACCUCUGGAUGGCCAGCAUCGUGACCCUCUUCUUCAACUUCCUGGCCUCCCUGGCCUUGUUCUGCGUGGACACCUCCGGUGGCUCCGGGUUCGGCCUUUCCAUCCUCUGGACCUUGAUCUUCACCCCGUGUUCCUUCCUCUGCUGGUAUCGGCCCAUGUACAAGGCCUUCAAGUACGUCGAUUAAAAGCAGGCUGUGGGCGAAGGGAGUUGUAGUCCAACAGAUCGAGUGGAGUUUCUGGCCUCUUUUAGAAACUCCUGUUCAAAGCAGAUAUUCUG